UCGCUCAGCUCUAAUAUUAGCAUCGUUGUUACCAUCCGGGUGAGACCUCGUGAUUUGGGGCCGAACCCCCGCCGCCGCUGCGUCCUCGGUCUCUCCGACAUCGCUUUCCCGGCCGUCGCGCGGACCCUCUCCUUGAUUGGAUCUCGCCCACACCGGACAUGGCUUGGAGGCGCCUCCUCACGAAGCUUCGAAAACAACAGUUUCUAGGGCAUCCACAAUUAUUUGGUAGCGGCCAAUUUCAUCAUGUUGGGCACAAGGUUGAAGGUGGCUUGGGCAGCAAACUUGGAAACCUCCAUGGGAGGUUCCAGUCAAGCUAUGUUGGCACUUUUGCUCGCAGAGUGAGGGAUACAGAUGUGUCAAAUGAUGUUACACUGCUUAAAGAGCUCUACAGAAGUGAUCCGGAAAGGGUUAUUAGACUAUUUGAAAGUCAGCCUUCAUUGCAUUCCAACCCUUCGGCACUUGCUGAGUAUGUUAAAGCAUUGGUGAAAGUUGAUAGGCUGGAACAAAGUACAUUGUUAAAAACUUUACAAAGAGGUAUUGCUAACUCGGCAAGGGAAGAGGAUAGCAUUGACAGCAUUAGCAGUAUUCCAGCAUUAAAGAAUGUUGGCCAGUCGACAAAGGAUGGGAUUCUUGGGACAGCAAGUGCUCCGAUCCACAUGGUGACAGCAGAAACCAGUAAUUUUAAGGAGCAACUAUGGCGUACAUUUCGGACUAUUGCAGUUUCAUUUCUUGUCUUAUCUGGUGUUGGAGCACUCAUUGAGGAUAGAGGUCUUAGUAAAGCAGGCCUUGGUCUACAUGAGGAGGUCCAGCCAAGCAUGGAUUCUAGUACCAAGUUUAGUGAUGUAAAAGGUGUUGAUGAGGCCAAAGCUGAGCUUGAGGAAAUUGUCCAUUACCUUCGCGAUCCUAAGCGUUUCACUCGCCUUGGCGGGAAGCUUCCCAAAGGUGUAUUGCUAGUUGGGCCUCCUGGUACAGGGAAGACAAUGCUAGCAAGGGCUAUAGCAGGAGAAGCUGGUGUCCCUUUCUUCUCAUGCAGUGGCAGUGAGUUUGAAGAAAUGUUUGUUGGUGUUGGAGCUAGGAGGGUCAGGGAUCUUUUUACUGCAGGAAAGAAAAGGUCCCCAUGUAUUAUAUUCAUUGAUGAGAUUGAUGCAAUAGGUGGGAGCCGAAAUCCAAAGGAUCAACAGUACAUGAAAAUGACGUUGAAUCAGCUACUUGUUGAACUGGAUGGUUUUAAGCAGAAUGAGGGGAUUAUUGUCAUUGCAGCAACCAACUUUCCCGAAUCAUUAGACAAAGCACUUGUGAGGCCUGGACGUUUUGACCGACAUAUUGUUGUUCCUAACCCAGAUGUUGAGGGUCGAAGGCAGAUUUUGGAAUCACACAUGUCAAAGGUCUUGAAGGCAGAUGAUGUCGAUCUGAUGAUCAUCGCCAGGGGCACACCAGGGUUCUCAGGUGCAGACCUUGCAAAUUUGGUCAAUGUUGCAGCUCUUAAGGCUGCUAUGGAUGGUGCAAAAGCUGUGACGAUGGCUGAUCUGGAGUAUGCAAAGGACAAGAUCAUGAUGGGCAGUGAGCGGAAAUCGGCAGUGAUCUCUGAUGAAUCCAGGAAGUUGACAGCUUACCAUGAAGGUGGCCAUGCUCUUGUUGCCAUCCACACUGAUGGUGCCCUUCCAGUUCACAAGGCUACUAUCGUGCCUCGGGGGAUGUCUCUUGGCAUGGUCGCACAGUUGCCUGAUAAGGAUGAGACAAGUAUCUCUAAGAAGCAAAUGCUGGCAAGGCUUGAUGUCUGCAUGGGUGGCCGAGUAGCUGAAGAGCUAAUAUUUGGGGAGAAUGAAGUGACUUCUGGUGCUUCUUCGGAUUUGCAGCAAGCGACUUCCGUUGCAAGAGCAAUGGUCACAAAGUAUGGUAUGAGCAAGCAGGUUGGUCUUGUUUCCCACAACUACGAUGAUAAUGGUAAGAGCAUGAGCACCGAAACAAGGUUACUUAUAGAGGAGGAGGUGAAGGGAUUUUUGGAAAGGGCUUACCAUAAUGCAAAAACUAUUUUGAUAACCAACAACAAAGAGCUGCAUGCCCUUGCCAAUGCACUUCUUGAGCAUGAAACCUUAUCCGGUGUGCAGAUCAAGAACUUGCUUGCUCAAGUAAAUAGUCAGCAGCAGCAACCUCAGCUUGUGGCAGCUCCGCAUGUGAGUACCCCACCAGUACCAACGGCGCCUCCCUCAGCCGCUGCAGCUGCUGCAGCCGCAGCUGCAGCCGCAGCCCAAGCAGCAGCCAAGGCUAAAGGAGUUGCUCAGCCUGCCGUUGGAUCCUAGUCUCCGAAAAGCUACUCUAACAUUUGGGCAUGUAAAGUAACUUUAUCCUGCACGUUCUGAAAUCUCAAAGCACAAGCACAAGCAUGCUGAUCUCAGGAUAGGUUAGAAGUUACAAAGUCAACCAACAUUGCAAUGUAUGUAUUUUUAUCCUCCCUGAGUUUUCAAAGACACAAGGGUAGAAAUUUGUAGAACCAAUGUGGGUCUUCAGAAUAUGUUUUGAAGUUUUCAGUUGGCGGCACUAAUCACUAUACUGCUAAUAAUGACAUCUGUAACUUUCCAAAACUUGAGCUUUGGACAAUUUUAACUAUUGAUUA
Molecule: messenger RNA, 2614 nt
Organism: Musa acuminata subsp. malaccensis (wild Malaysian banana)
Lineage: Eukaryota; Viridiplantae; Streptophyta; Magnoliopsida; Zingiberales; Musaceae
Product: ATP-dependent zinc metalloprotease FTSH 5, mitochondrial
Biological process (GO): proteolysis
Cellular component (GO): chloroplast thylakoid; membrane
Molecular function (GO): ATP-dependent peptidase activity; metalloendopeptidase activity; ATP binding
Source: RefSeq, a predicted model, not a curated record